CAUGUAUCUGCUCUCAACGUUGGAUACUUUCAUAUUUUGUUUUUAUCGGCAUUACGUUGCAAAAUGCUUUAAGAUCCAACUUGAGUGUGGCCAUAGUAUGUAUGGUGAAAACUGGUAACAUUUCAUCGGAAACUCGUUUUAACAAUAGUUUCCCUGAGCACUGCGCGGAACAUAUGGAUGGCCAAAUUCCUAUUGAGAAUGCAGAAUUUGAUUGGGACAAAUCAACUCAAGCAAAGUUACUGUCCUCCUUUUUCUAUGGGUAUAUAUGCACCCAAAUUAUUGGAGGUUGGUUGUCAGAUACAUAUGGUGGCAGAAGAGUUUUUGGCAUUGCUUUGAUAAUAUCUGGCAUUUGCUCACUUGUGACACCAGUUUGUGCCAGAACAUCAGUGUAUGCAGUAUUUGUAGUACGUGUUAUAUUAGGACUUUCUUCAGGAGUUGUUCUUCCUUCUGGAAAUUCAAUUAUUGGUCGCUGGGCACCUCUUUUUGAAAAGAGCAAACUGACGUCUUUCGCAUGCUUAGGAGUGGCAUUUGGUAUUGUGAUAUCAUUUAUAACAUCUGGUUACCUUUGUAAGCAUGGCUUUGACAAUGGCUGGGGAUCCAUUUUCUACUUGACCGGUGGAUUAACAGUUUUAUGGGCUAUAGCAUGGUUUCUGAUUGUACAUGACACACCAGACACAAAUCAAUGGAUUUCCAAAGAAGAACUAAAUUAUAUUAAAUCAAAUAUACAAUUUGACACAAGCAAACGGACUGCUGUUGUUCCAUGGUGUCGGAUCGCGACAAAUCCUGCAUUUCUCGCAAUUCUCGUAGCUCACUUUUGUGUAAACUGGGUAUUAUAUGCGUUAGUAACAAGCAUUCCAAUUUUUAUGAAGACAGUUUUAAGAUAUGAUAUAAAAAGUAAUGGAGCUUUAUCGUCAUUGCCUUUUGUUUGUCAAGUACUAACUGGAUUCUUGCUCAGCCAAUUUGUAGACUUCCUGCGAAAAAAAAGUUUAAUUUCGACUACAAUAAUAAGACGCGUAUGUUCCUGUUUAGGUUUUGUUGGAAGUGGAGUGUUUCUUAUAGGAACUGGUUUUACAUCAUGUGAAGAUCGUGAAAUUGCUGUGGUUCUAUUGUCUUUAGCAUUUCUGUUUGCUGGUUUCCACAAUGCUGGAUGCCUUGUUAACAAUAUCGAUAUAGGACAAAAGUAUGCGGGCACCUUAUUUGGGCUGACCAAUACACUAGCUGCUGUUCCUGGCAUGGUGGCACCAACUGUAACAAGUAUAUUAACACCAAAUGAUACAGCUGAAGAGUGGAGAAAUAUGUUUUAUGUGUGUGCUGGAGUAUGCCUGCUUGGAAUUGUUGUUUUUGGAUGCUUGGCAAGUGGAGAAGUUCAAGAAUGGGCCAAAGAAGAAACUGAAAUUAAUAUUGAAAAACCUAAAAAUAUUGAUAAAAGUGAGAAUACUAAAUUGUAA
Messenger RNA from Mytilus californianus (California mussel), 1448 nucleotides. RefSeq lists its product as uncharacterized. Gene Ontology annotation, biological process: transmembrane transport; monoatomic anion transport. Lineage: Eukaryota; Metazoa; Mollusca; Bivalvia; Mytilida; Mytilidae. The transcript has 10 exons. Gene Ontology annotation, molecular function: transmembrane transporter activity. Bases 102 to 1448 code for a protein of 448 amino acids. The record is from RefSeq and is a predicted model, not a curated record.